Molecule: messenger RNA, 1692 nt
Organism: Diaporthe amygdali
Lineage: Eukaryota; Fungi; Ascomycota; Sordariomycetes; Diaporthales; Diaporthaceae
Product: phosphoglycerate mutase family domain-containing protein
Exons: 3
Coding region: 1-1692 (563 amino acids)
Molecular function (GO): phosphatase activity
Source: RefSeq, a predicted model, not a curated record
AUGGCGAAGCCUCGGCUCAUCAUCCUGAUCAGGCAUGCCCAGUCCGAAGGGAAUAAGAACCGCGAGAUCCACCAGACCAUACCUGACCACCGCGUCAAGUUGACCCAAGAUGGCUGGCAACAAGCCUACGAUGCCGGCAGACGCCUGCGCAAGAUGCUUCGCGCCGAUGACACACUGCACUUCUUUACAUCUCCUUACCGCCGAACAAGAGAGACCACCGAGGGAAUCCUGGCCACGCUGACCUCGGACGAGGUCGAGCCCUCGCCCUUCAAGCGAAACAACAUCAAGGUCUACGAAGAGCCCCGGCUCCGCGAGCAAGACUUUGGCAACUUCCAGCCAUGUUCCGCCGAGAUGGAGCGGAUGUGGCAGGAGCGUGCCGACUAUGGUCACUUCUUCUACAGGAUACCCAACGGCGAGAGCGCCGCGGAUGCCUACGACCGCAUCAGCGGCUUCAACGAAAGUCUCUGGAGGCAGUUUGGCGAGGACGACUUCGCCAGCGUGUGUGUUCUAGUCACUCACGGUCUGAUGUCGCGGGUCUUCCUCAUGAAGUGGUACCACUUCAGCGUUGAGUACUUCGAAGAUUUGCGAAACAUCAACCACUGCGAGCUCCUCAUCAUGAACAAACAAGACAGUGGCAAAUACGUGCUAGAGAACAACCUGCGGACAUGGUCGGAGCUGCGCAAGGAACGGGCGCUGAAGAAAGGAAAAGAGAAGGAGAAGGAGAAAUCUGACACUGGUACUCCAGGCGCCAAGGACACGUCCAAGCUCGACAAGGCCUUAUCCGCAGACUCACCUGUAAAGGCGCCGCGAAGAUGGGGUGGCUGUCCUAACGGCUGUUCCCACGACAAGUCAUUCAGACUCCGCUCCGCCCUCGCCGAGCUGGUGCACCGUGACGGCACCUCUGUCCAUCCCAACCUCUCCGCCGCAGCCUCGCCAGUCACGACAACUGCUAGCAACAGUUCGUCCCUCAAUGCCCUCGGCUUCGCCACGCCUCCGACAACAAACGGCACAUCCACACCAUCUUCUAAUCUCGGCAACCGACGCCCGGCAGCAAGGCGCUUCCAGUCAGAAGAUGAUUUCUCUUCCGACGGAGAGCGUAAUCGCACACCGCAGAUAGACGUGGUUAAAGCCCGUGAGGAGACGGUCUCCAGCCCAGACGGGACACCCAGCUUCAUCUCCGUGGAUGACCGCCUUCGCGCACAGGACAUGAAGAGCCCGCCGGCCAACGGCAAGACCCCGCUAGCCAUAUUACCGCUCCUGUCGGCGAGAGGGCGGGAUUUUGGCGGCACACACAGCGGGCAGACGUCCCGCGCAGGCAGCGACGUCGACUCGUCCGAGGAUGACCGGGCCAGGCAGCGAAAAUCGAGCAGUCUGGGGCUGAAGGUUGUCACGUCACGUGUCGCCGAGGUGAGCCUCAGCGGCGAUGGAGAUGGCGCUCCCGGCAGUGGUAAGCGGGACCAGUCAGGCAUGGGACGGGGAACCAUGGCAAACCGGCUGGGCGACUCGCCUGUGAGCAGUAGCUCGGGCUGCUGCGAGGAGCAUCAUCAUCAGCAUGAUGAGCAAAACAAUGAGAACGAGCACGCGGACGACGAGCGGGAGAAAGGAAACGCCGAUGACGAGGAUGACAUGUCUGAUGCCGACAUCGACAGAGCGGAGAGGGAGGACCGUAGCAUCAAGGGAAGCGUUUAUUAG